Messenger RNA from Akanthomyces muscarius, 1779 nucleotides. RefSeq lists its product as uncharacterized. Lineage: Eukaryota; Fungi; Ascomycota; Sordariomycetes; Hypocreales; Cordycipitaceae. The transcript is spliced from 3 exons. Bases 1 to 1779 code for a protein of 592 amino acids. The record is from RefSeq and is a predicted model, not a curated record.
AUGGCCUAUCCUCCCUCGUAUCGCGAGGUCGCUCCUCCUUUACCAAGCAUCAAGAUUCACGCUGGAGAUCGCUUCUCCACGCACCCCGACAUGCCGUUUGGCCGCAGCAGUGCCAUGCCCAUCCCGGGCAUUGAGCCGCGUCACCACGUUCCUCCAGCUCUGCCGCCCCCAACCGAGCCUUUUAGCGAUCUACAGAGGGAACGUCGCGGCUACAGCAGCAACUAUGGCAGUGCCAACUCGCUUUAUCCCGACCAACGACCCAGCCUCAAGCGCCGAGAUACCGGCAGCACGACUGGUGACGAAGGGUACGCCAGCUAUGCAUCUACGGACCGUUCCCGCGAGUCCUUUCCUACCGAGUUCGGCGCCCUGCAUGCGCACAAUACAUUCAGUUUCAAGUCCGCCGCCGACAGCCACUGCGACAGCAUGAAGGCCAAGCUCGAUUGCGCGCGGCCUCCAGACCGAUCACCGCCUCGCUCGCUGCUCAGCAGCAUGCCCCACAGAGAUUAUCGCCUGGCACCUCCCGUUAGCCUGCCUGUUCAGCUUCCUAUCCACAGCCGUGAGCGUGGCCUUUCAGACUCUCGCGAGUCUUCCUUCUCCAACUACCGCCACCACGACCGAUCUCCCAAGGAUGGCUCCGAGUUUGCCUACUCUUCGCCCCGAACCCGUUCACGCCGCAACACCGGUGACGAAACCAACUCUGUCCAUGGAACCUAUGACUACCACACCACCGACGAGAUGGAGAUGGAGGAGACCAGCUCUCUAAAACGUCUGCACAUUGACGAGACACACUCGGCUGCUGGCCACAAGCGCAGAGCACCUAGCCCUCCUGACGAGUAUGCUGCCCAUGGUCCUGGCGGCUUGGCUGAGGCCAUGCGCCGUCGCGAAGGCGCUGUUCGCUCUUCUCCAACCCCUCGGCUCGCUACAAUUCCCCAGGGCUCUUCCCUCUCGUCCACGUCGGCGGCCCCCGGCGGCCGCACCAACUCGUACCUCUCUACACUUUCGAUCCCACCUUCCCAGAGCAGCGUCAAUGCCUAUAGUCACCGCUCGCCUGGCGGCAUCUCCUCCAACGGCGUCUCGCCUACCAGCUCCAACUCUCCCUACGCCCCAACCAUGUCGCUCAAUCCCAGUCCGCGCGGCUCCAUCUCGCGCGCUUCCGGGCAUAACAGGGCCCCGUCUAGCAGCAGCCCUCGUAAGGUUGCCGAGCCUGGCAAGUCUACCGUCACGAAGCUGCAAGGAUUCUGGAUGUGCGAGUGCUGCCCCAAGAAGCCCAAGAAGUUUGACUCGGCCGACGAUCUAGCUGCCCACGAAGCUGAGAAGCAAUAUGAAUGCAACUACUGUGGCAACCGCUUCAAGAACAAGAACGAGGCCGAGCGCCACCAAAACUCGCUCCAUGUUCGACGCCACAGCUGGUCUUGCUCUGCCCUAUCAGGCUAUGACCGAGCCUUCCAUGAGUCGACUAACCGUCCCGGAGAGGCUGACGUCUGCGGCUACUGCGGUGACGAGUUUGCUCGCACAGGCGUUACUCCUGGCACUGGUGCCCUCAGUGGUGGUAUCCUUCCCAAGCGCCCUACCGACCAGGACUGGGACGAGCGUAUUCGACACUUGCAGGAGGUGCACAAAUUUAGGGAAUGCAACUCUUCCAAGAAGUUCUACCGCGCCGAUCACUUCCGUCAGCACCUCAAGCAUAGCCACGCCGGAACCAGCGGUAAAUGGACAAACAUGCUUGAGAAUGCGUGCCUCAUGGACGAGGAUCCUGCGCAGCCCGGCAGCCGAAACUAA